Messenger RNA from Asterias rubens (European starfish), 5058 nucleotides. RefSeq names its product leucine-rich repeat and immunoglobulin-like domain-containing nogo receptor-interacting protein 2. The transcript has a single exon. The record is from RefSeq and is a predicted model, not a curated record. Gene Ontology annotation, molecular function: protein binding. NCBI's taxonomy places the organism in Eukaryota, Metazoa, Echinodermata, Asteroidea, Forcipulatida, Asteriidae. Gene Ontology annotation, cellular component: extracellular matrix. The coding region runs from base 2405 to 4441 and encodes 678 amino acids.
GUCUUUAUGAUAACCAUUAUUUUAAGUAAUUAUUAUACCAAUAGUGUCCCCGUGAUUUAAUGAACAAAAAAGAAGUAGGCCUAGGCUAAGUAAGAAGUAAAGUAUAGAUAAGAAAGCGUUUAAAUAAACAACAAGGAAACGAUCAAUCAGAAAAUUGACGGGGAAUAUCUUCUUGAGAAGCACCCCCCCCCCCCUUAUGGAAACAAAAACACAAAAGGUCUUGGCCUGUAAUUCUACAUGAAGUUUCCUUAGAAACGAAGUUCGAGGAUGGUUUAGUUGUCUUUAUUUACACUCGCAGAUGUCACAAUCAAUCCCAGUAUAGACUGAGUCAUCAAGCAUACAAUGACACGCAGUACUAUAGUUUGCUGGCCUGUGUAUAGCAGUGGGCCAUUAGCAGACCUUCUUUGCAGUUUGGACAUUUUGGGUGAAAUUCAAAGGUUAGCCGGAAAUCAAUAUUUCCUAAUUAUAAACUUGUCAUAUAGUUAGCAAACAGGGGGCAGAUGGCAUUGUAGACAGUCGAGUCCAUUGCAAUCAGUCGUGUGUUGCUUUGCACUUCAUUAAGUUUCAUGCAACCAUUUCGUUCUGCUUGUGGAUAUACUUUGAAGAAGUUUGAGUUGAUUGUUGGUCAUCUUCGUUACAACUUACCAUGAAAGGCAGUUGCAGUCUCAAAUAAAGUAGGUAAGGUAAUAUGACACUUUUUUGUACGUUUGCAGAUCUAGAAUUUGACAGCCGGAAGUAAAUUUUGACUGAAAUAUUUUGCCAGUAUGGGAAAUGCACGAAGCUUAGUUUUCUGAGUUAGUUAUAAAAAAACCUCUGACGUAGGCCUAUGUAAACUUUGUGUUACCAUCAUUUGUAUACGUCAUGUGGUAAAAUGAUGUUCAAAAACAACAAAAGGACCAGAUCACGAAGAGAGUUAAAGCAAAUUGCACUUGAUCGUUUUGUUUCCCUUCCAGGGUGGGGCCAACCAAGUGAUGCUGUUGUGUGCCAGAUUUUGUUCUUUAUUAAUUUACUCAUUUUCUUUAAGUUUUGUGUAUUUUCUUUUAAUUAAUAAGUUUCAUACAAUGUUCAUAGUGGCAUAACUAGACAUUUUCAUUCGGGUGGCCUGAGUGAUGGAACAACGACGUAAAAAUGUUUGGCUGAUGGAGUUCGUGUUUUUCCUCCUUUUCGGGAGUGCAUUUGCUUUCUCCGACUAUUAUUGUGCAUUCCUUCGAACUCAUGAGGGUAAGCAACACUCCCACCCGGACGUCACUGAUGGUAAAUGCAUAAUGCGUACGAGAGAUGAAAUUGUGAAUCAUUCGUACAUCUUCAAUACAUUUAUUGUGAAGUUUUAAAGUAAACUUUGAGAUGUUACGUUAUCUUACGUUACCACAUCAGACAAUGCCUAUUAAUUGUUUAAAUGGCCGCGUGCGGUUUCAUCAUCCUACCGACCACACCCUUUUGAAAAAUAAAAUGUACGAUACAUCCAGUCGUGUCUAUAGACCUUUAUCACAGAGCAGCCAUCUUGAAUGUUUCCCAUUGAUAUCAACGUAACCAAACCGAGACUGGAAAAAACCUGAGUCUGGUUCCUAUUUGCAAAAUGAUUAUUAGCAUUCAUUUUUGUAACUCGAUAUCAAGGAACAUGACCAAGAUGAAAACAUCAUGAUAAAGGUCUAUUAUAAACUCAUCUCAUGCAGUCAUAUCAAUGGGAUGUGCUAAUCCAUGGUUCGUUCAGAAUAGCCAUCUCACUGAGGAUGACUUUAUCUUUAGUCACUAAUGUCCUCAUCAACACAAUAUAGCUGUCGACACUGCCUGUUAUAGUGUAUGAUGGUAACUCUCUGUAGACAUACAGAACACUGGCCUAUGUAAGGGUUAACAUACACGCUUAUAAUGCAUCUGUCGUGCCUCCUACAUUUACAAAAUGUUUUAAAUCAAAUUCCGGAAUCAAGAAUGUUCACCUCUCAUUCUCAACUGCAUGGACUAAAAUUAAAGCACAGUUUGCGGAGACGGAAAUAAAUUGAGCUCAAAAUACAGGUAGUUUAUCAAACAGAACUGUAUUUUUAAACCAAAAUGGUUAACUCGUUGUAAUAAUCUAUUCUUGCAACAUCUCAAGCAAGGCGUACAUUCUACUACGCCAUACCAUUGCCCGUUGCGUUCUUCGACACACGGGAAACUAGUUUGUAAGCCCAAAAUGUGACAAUUAUUUGGCAUGAACCUGCAUGUAUAGAAAGGCCUACAUUUUGAUUGAUUCCUUAAAUGUUCUUGUUUUCUUCAAUGUCUAAAUGCAGAUGAUACUCAGUCGUCCUUUCAAGAAACUUAUGUGAGUAAAACGAGCGAUGACGUCAUCAACAUCUGAAUCCUCGCAUCAAAUCAAACUGAGAAAUCGACUGAUGUCAUAUUCAUCGGAUUAGUGCAAAGAGCAACAACCAUGAUAUCGUUAAGAGAAAGUGCUUAUUCAGUCUAUUUAUUGGCGCUAAUAUUCUUGAGUCUUGUUAUAAGCAACACUGCUAUAUCUUGCCCCAAUAGAUGUAUCUGUCGACGUGGCUUCGAGGUCGACUGCGUUGGUAUCCGUACUGCACGGUUACCAUCCGACCUCCACUCACACACACGUAUUCUUCUCCUAAGCUCCAACUUCAUAACCUCCAUCAAUGAGGAAUACUUCAAUGAACUUUCAGACCUGAGUAAGUUAUACCUGGACGGGAACAGAAUCUCGCGGAUUCCUGAUUUCUGCUUUCGCCAACUUGAGGUGUUAAAGAUACUUCUGCUGAGAAACAACAAGCUUGUUACCAUAUCGAAAUACACCUUUUAUGGUUUGGUUGGUUUGAUGGAGCUGGAUUUACAAGGGAACCGGAUAACUUCCAUAAGUAACGGUGCUUUCGAUGAAUUGGAAAUGUUGAAAGUAUUGCGCUUGAAUGACAACAACCUUAAAGUCAGUGUUCCCCCUGGAGUAUUAUUUGGAAACCCCAUGAGCUUGAUACACCUUGAUAUCUCAAAUGUUGGCAUGACGUCCUUUCAGCAAUACAUGUUCUCACGGCUCGGCAAUCUCACAUUCCUAAAUGUGAGUUCCAAUGCGGGUAUCCCUUUGCACACGCCUUCCUAUUUCAGCAGCCUACAUCGCCUGGACACACUCGUCAUGCAAAAUUGUGAACUACGCUAUUUAGAUCCGUGUGUUUUUGCUGGCCUCAACAACUUAGUUGAUUUGCAAUUGGAUUCCAAUUCCCUCGAAGCACACUUACCAUUGGCGUUACUGAAGAACAUGGUCUACCUUAAGCGCUUGAAGCUAAACAGUAAUAACUUGAUACAUCUUAAUGAGAAACUAUUCGAUGCCAACAACAGACUUGACUAUGUGCAAGUGGCAAACAACCCAUGGCAUUGUGAUUGCGGACUGCUCGGGAUGAGGGCACGUUGGCCAAUACAACCGCCCAUCUUCCUACGUCACAGGGGAUUCGUGUGCCAGUUUCCGGACGCUUUACGUGGUAGAGAUCUAUGGAGCGUGCCUCUUCUCGAGAUGUACGAAUCUUGUGCUGCAACCAUUUAUCAAGUGCUGGCGAUUACUGUGAUGUCUGAUGAUAUAAAUGCACAACAUAUACAUUGCCCUGUCCCUAUCAUGCCUACCACAGCGUCGCAUCUAACUUGGUUCACUCCAAUGGCAGAAUAUAUCACUUUUCAAACACACAUAAAUGGCAAUGGUUCAUUGAAGUUCAUACCCUCGCAUAAACUUCAUGAAAACGGUACCCUCGAAGUCGAGAGGAUUCAAUCCGGGACGUACAUGUGCUCCGUGUCGUUUGACAAUGGCUCCCACCAAAUGGGCAUUGUCAAUGUGGAGGUUGCUCAUCCACAUAUAGAACCAGGGUUAAUAACUGAACCACCUGAGGUCAAUGUCAUUGAGAAAGAUAGUAAGAAUCAUGCACUAAAAGCAUUCCUCGUGCUUUUUGUGUUGGGGUUUGUAGUUCUAGCUGUUGUAGCUAUUCUUCGCCUGCGCCGUGGCCGGUUUCUAUCCGUACAAGGGAAGUCCCCAUUGAUUUCAAUCGCCAACAUACGCUCCAAAGCAAAGACAACUCGACCUACAAGUGAAAGCGUAACGUAUGAUUACGCGUACGCACAUCCCCGAGCAAACAUUGAUCUUGCUGAUGAGGAGAAUGCGUACGCAGUCGGCCCUCUCUGGCAAGAUCGACAACAACUCACUGGUGUGUCGCACAUGAGACCGCCAUCAAAAUCAAUGCAUGAAAGAGGUCCUAAAUACUACAAUGACUGGGUUCGUAAUGCGCUGCCCCGGGCUUCUAAUUCCUUCUCCAUGGGAGAAGUUAAUGGGUACAUCACACCGAGUCAGGUAACUGCUUACUCUCUGAGUGUUAAAUCUUGGAAGCAACGAUUGCAUAGGAAGAGUGAGCAUCAACAGCCAUUGACUAAGCAAGCAACAAUCAGACCAGACAGCGCCAAUAAUCGGUACCUCGAAGUUCUUUAAUAGUGCCCUGAAAUGUGUGAAUAUGAUUUAUUUGUAAAAAUAUAUAUAAUGUGUGAAUGUAUGCAAGAUUGUAUAUCAAUAUGUAAAUCUUACCCUUUAAAAUUUAAUUUAUAUGGAAAUAAGUAUAUUUUUAACUUAUGUUACUAGAGUGAAAAUAAAAAGGUAGGUAGGAACUAGUUGCUAAAACUGAAAUCAUUAAAAUUGCGGGAAUUAUAUUUCUGUGUAGAAUGUAGGCCUAUAUAGCGUGUUUGGAGUCAGUUAGUUUAUCCCUUGGUAUUACUAGUAGUAUAUUGCUACAUUGCCAGUUAUCAAUUUGGGUCUAAAGUCAGGUCUGUUGCGUAUGGAAUUGGAGCCAAGUUUUUUUUUUAUGGGUUUGAAGCAAAGUAGGUUGAGACAAAGUUGGUUGCUGUACUUUUGUCAUUAGCAUAUUCAAAAGGUCAUUAGCAUAUUCAAUUAUGUCAUUAGCAUAAUUCAAUUCCAACAGGUGGCUGUUUUCGUGAUCAGCAUUUUAAACUUUCCGGGAAGCUUUGAUUUGCCCCCGGAAUGUUAGGCGUCAACGUAGCACACCGUUUUGGUCUCAAACGCUUAAAAAUUAAAGGCACUGGACACUAUUGGUA